AGUUUGUAUUAACAUCAUAAUACCUUUACGAAGAUAUCAUCAAUACUUGACUAUUAUCAACACAUUCGCACGUUCGAUCUGCUAAAGACGUAUGUGUCUACCCGACAGGAAAGAAAGCCUAUCCAUAGCAAAUGUCGCAUCAGCAGAGAUAGCAGAUACUCGUAGCAUUAAACAAAUGAUCAGACUAACGUCUUUCGUUAUUUAUUUAUUUUCUCUACAUCAGUUAUCUUCUUCAAAUUCACAAGUGAGUUCCUUAGAUUAUUUAUCCCCAGUACACACUCCCGCUCGACGCAUCUACCGCGGGCACAAAACGAAGAUCAAGCAUUUUCCUUUUUUGGUGACCGUUCAUGUCCUCGGCCGGUUCGUGUGUGGCGGCACGAUUAUCAAAUCGGACCUAGUCAUAACCGCCGCCCAUUGUUUGAAAAGGUGGCAGGAAUGGGUGCAUCGCACCAGUACUACACUAGAAACAACAACUUAUGAGACCACUACCGAUGAGACCACGACCGAUACAAUCACAACUGAUGUGAUCUCAAUCGAUGACAUCGUAAAUGAUGUAUUCGGUAUCGAUGUAAUCGCAACUGGUACCGACGGAGCCGAAUUUAAGUCAACCAAUACAAACACUGAUGGAACUGAAACUACCCCCACCGAGACCGAAACGACUGAUACUACAAUAAUUACUCAGCAGAUUAGCUCCGAAGACUCCGGAAAAAGCUCGAGUUACGAAACGAUACCACCGAAGACAGUCAUCACGGAAGAAACUUCUAAACCUCCCACUUUCGGUGUCCUCUCUGUGCGCAUCGGCACAAACUAUUACAGAUUAGAGGGGAAGGUGGUCCAGGUGGUAAAUGUUUAUUUCCAUCCUUCAUACGAUGAGAACAACUUGCAAGACAACCUGGUCAUCAUGAGACUGGAAAGACACCUCAAUUUCAAACGAAGGAGAGUACGCAAGAUAGAGAUCAGUACAGACGCAUCUGAUGUGGCAGAGGGUACUGAAGUUACUAUUGCUGGUUGGGGUGCUAAGACUUACCACAACAAAGUCUUUAACGCUUUAUGGAAUUUGAUCCACAAGGCUGUCUUGACAGUCAGUCCUCGGGAUGAGUGCGUAGAUACAUAUACUGAGAACUUCGUGACAACAACAAAUUUUUGUGCGCUAAAUGAACAUCACGAGGGAGCUUGCAAUCGCGAUGCCGGUAAUCCUGCGGUGGUGGAUGGCCUGCUAGUGGGUGUUGUCAGUUUUGGCCCCCCUAACUGCGGGCAAUGGGACGCACCUACAGUCUUCACCAACGUUGGCUACUACGCAGACUGGAUUGAAGAGAUCAUGCACAUGGAUCUGAAAUCAUCAUCAAUAUCAUCAUCAUCGUCGGAUGAAAAUGAAAACCGAAAAAAGCCAACACCAGAAACGACCACCAAGUGUGCUGGUUGGACAAAAGCUACCACAACCCCAGAACUCUCGGAAUUCGAUACACCUGUAUACUAUGAUGGUAAUAUUUACAAAGAUGAAAAAGGUUGGACAACGAAAGCUACCACAACUACAGAACUCUCGGGAUUCGAUACACCUGUAUACUAUGAUGGUAAUAUUUACAAAGAUGAAAAAGAACAGUAUAAUUUUCCUACGAGAGCGUAUGAAGACGUUAAAUUAAGAAGGAGGUUUAGUGUAGUAGUCAGUGAGAAACAUAGUACAUCGAUAGUCCCAUUGGACAAUGCUCUUCCGAAAAUAUCUACGUUAAGUGAAUCUGGUGCAACCAUCGAAAAAAUAUUCUUAUUAACGCCUAACACACCUAGAAUUCGCAAUGAUUUAGAUCACACAGUUCCAAUAUUUCCAUACAUUUUCGAACGAUUUUCGUAAUUGUUCGAAGAGUUAAGCAAUUAGACCUAAGAUUAGUAACGGUUUCUAAAAUUUUACGUACUACGAUAAAAUUUACAAAAUGGAAGAUAGUUUGAAAUGAUGACGACAAUAAAGCUGAAAUUGAAUUCAAUAUGUGUGUAAAUUAUAUUCCCGAAAAACCAAAUAAAAAUGAUAAUUGAUUCUCGUUGUUUUCUUUAUAGGUAUGCGAUACGAUACUAAAAGAAUAUGUAUUAGAAAAAUAUAUAAAAGAUUCACUAACAACGCAGUCCUACAACUAGCCCUUAUUAGGAACUAGAGGUGCCAUUGAUAACAGUAAAAAUACAUAGUAAAAACUGUUUACUUUAAAUAUCAUCCAAACAAACGACUAGCAAAAUA
Molecule: messenger RNA, 2221 nt
Organism: Cydia pomonella (codling moth)
Lineage: Eukaryota; Metazoa; Arthropoda; Insecta; Lepidoptera; Tortricidae
Exons: 6
Coding region: 92-1846 (584 amino acids)
Biological process (GO): proteolysis
Molecular function (GO): serine-type endopeptidase activity
Source: RefSeq, a predicted model, not a curated record